UAGUUCAAAGAUGGCGCUACCCGGUGUUUUACUCGUGCGACUGAGAGCGCUGUGUCGCCUUGGCAAAUGUCUUCAAACUGGAGGACAAACGGCGUCAAACUGGGGCAGAGACAUGCGGUGGUGUAGGACACAAACCGGGCGCUUUCGGGAAUAUGGCACGUCGCAUUUCCAAGCUAAACGAGGAAACAUUAGCUCAAACUUACUGGAUGAAUUUCCGGAUCCCAAAAGUCUCUUAAAUAACACCCUUGCUCGCUCGCUGGGAGUCAACGACCUGUCUCAGCUCAUCCAGUACACAUGCACCGAGGAAGAGGGUGUCAAGAAAGCCACUGUUACAGUGCUGUGGCCCUGUAAGAUCGCGGAGGAAGGUUAUGCCUCCAGGAAAGUGGAUGCAGAGAGACUUGCUGCAGCUGCUGCUUGUCACAAACUAAAAGAAAUGGGUGUGAUCGGCCCAAAUAAUCAGCUCCCGAGAAGGAGAGCGAGCAGAGGGAGAGGUGUGCGGUCAUCCCUGUACAACAUCGAUGACGACCCUUGGACUGACUGUGUCCAUGAUUCCACGCUUGACCUGGUGCCACCUGUCCCUGAAAACACACCUAACUUCACUGAAGCGCUUUCUCUCUUCCCUUCUCCCAAAGCACUAUUAACCCGGGUGGUUCAGGUGGCCACAGGAUCCAACAGCAGCAAACCGAUACAGUUCAAGACAGGUGGAGGGAAGCUCAAAAGGUGUGAGCUGACCCUGCACUGGCCGCAGGAAAUGACUUUCACUGCGACAGCAAACAACAAGGCUGGAGCAGAGAAGAGGGCAGCGGCUCUCGCUUGCAUGAAACUGAAGGAACUACAGUUGCUGGAUGAGAACAACAAUCCGCUGACUCAUGCCAAGUACCACCGGGAUAAGGUGAGGCAGGCAGCAGAGAGUGAGCGGCGCCCCCUUCAAGUGCAAGUCCCGGACUACCUACAGAGCCGUAUGAGAGAAUAUCUCACACAGUACCCAGUAGAAGCAGAGGUGCAGAAACUCUGCGAGGAAGAAGACGAGAGAGAGCAGCAUGUAGCAGAGGAGGAAGAAGACUUGACGUUAGAUGCCAUCACAGGAAAGCCGUACAGGCCGCGGUCUCCGCAGGAGGAGAUAUACCUAAACAACCGCCUGCAGGAGGAAUGGAGGAGAGCCUCCCCCAGCCUCAGCGUGGAGCUGCCAGUCGACAGUCACCGGCAGCGUGUCAUCUCGGCCGUACGUUCUUCCAAGGUGGUGGUGAUCGCCGGAGAAACUGGAUGUGGCAAAACCACGCGGAUCCCACGGUUUCUCCUGGAGGACUGUGUGACGGUGGGGCAGGGGGCCCAGUGCAACAUCCUCGUGACCCAACCUCGGCGGAUCAGCGCGGUGUCAGUGGCACAUCGCGUCGCCCAGGAGAUGGGUCCUGCUCUUAAACACUCUGUGGGAUAUCAGGUGAGACUCGAGAGCAGACCACCGGAACACAAUGCCGGAGCCUUGCUCUUCCUCACAGUGGGCGUCCUGCUAAGGAAGCUGCAGUCCAACCCUGCCCUGAAGGGCAUAAGCCACGUGGUCGUAGACGAGGUUCACGAGCGCGAUGUCAACACGGACCUCCUGCUGGCACUGUUGCGCUCGAGCAUGGACAAGAACCCUGACCUACGCGUGGUGCUCAUGAGUGCCACCGGAGACAACCAGCGGCUGGCUCGCUACUUUGGGGGCUGUCCCAUUGUGAAGGUACCUGGUUUCAUGCACCCAGUGAAGGACAGAUACCUGGAGGACCUGCUGAGAGAGAUGGGGCGCCCCUUGCCUGUGCCAGAGUCGGCACAAAGCGAUGAGGUCUCUCCAGACCUGGACCUGGUCGCUGAUGUCAUUGAGCACAUUGACAGACAUGGACAACCAGGUGCUGUAUUGUGUUUCCUACCUGGCUGGCAGGACAUUAAGACGGUUCAACAAAUGCUUCAUAUGAAGCCACACUUUUCCUCUGGCUCACAGUUGAUCCUGCCAUUGCAUUCUAGUUUGUCAGUGGCGGAUCAGCAGGCGGUGUUCCAGCGCCCCCAAGAGGGCAGGAGGAAAAUUGUCCUGGCCACCAACAUCGCUGAGACCUCCAUCACCAUCGAUGAUAUUGUGCAUGUGGUGGAUGCAGGAACACACAAAGAGCAUCAUUAUGACCCACGCACUAAAGUAUCUUGUCUGGACACCGUGUGGAUAUCUCGAUCCAAUGUCACUCAGCGAAAAGGAAGAGCAGGGCGCUGUCAACCAGGGCAAUCCUACCAUCUCUUUCCACGAAAACAGCUAGACUCCAUGAGCCCCUUCCCCAUCCCAGAGAUCCUGCGCAUCCCCCUAGAGAGCUUGGUGGUUCAGGCCAAGAUCCACAGUCCAAAAUGCAAGGCUGUAGAGUUUUUAUCGCAAGUGUUGGACAGCCCAGAGCAGGGAGCAGUGUCAGACGCCGUCCGAAAUCUGCAAGACAUUGGAGUUCUUGACAGAUCAGAAACGUUGACGCCUUUAGGAGAGCGUGUGGCGUCCAUGUCAUGUGACCCACGUCUUGGCAAAGUUCUGGUCCUGAGCACCAUGUUCAGGUGCAUCCUGCCUAUGUUGUCCAUAGCCGCCUGUCUUACCCGGGAUCCUUUUCACAAUAGCCUGCAGAACCGAUCGCUGGUCACCAAGGCCAAAGCGAAUCUGAGCGACUCCAGCUUCAGCGACUACUUGGUGUUCAGUCGAGCCGUAUUGGGAUGGAGGAUACUUCAGCAAGAGGGUCACUGCAGGGACAGGGACAGCUAUCUGGAAAAGCACAUUUUGUCUAAGGCCGGCCUCAGGUUCAUCAACGGCUUGAUUUCUCAGUUCAGCGAUAACCUACGCGAGGCUCAGCUAGUGUCCCAUGCUAGCGAGUGUCAGCGUCACUCUUCACUUUUCAACAAGAACAGUGACCAGGAACACCUUCUGAAAGCGGUGCUGCUAGCAGGACUCUACCCCAACCUUAUCCAGGUGAAGAAAGGCAUUGUGACCAAAGGGGGGCGCUUCCGUCCCAACCGCUUGGCCUUCCGUACACUCAGCGGCAGCGUCCUGCUUCACCGCUCCUCUGUGAACAGAGGAAAGGAGGAGCUUCCUUGUCGAUGGCUCACUUUCUUUGGAGCCGUCAAGUCCAACGGCUCAGUUUUCAUUCGGGACUCGUCAGCAGUGCAUCCACUUGCCCUGUUGUUGCUCACAGAUUGUAACAUCACUGAGACGGUGAGCGGAGACACAGUCGAGGUGUCUUUCCCUGGUCGCUCGCUGGUGCGCUGCCAGCUGGUGGCUGACACGUGGGAGCUGCUGUGGGAGCUCCGCACAUCCAUUCAGGCCAUGCUCCAACGCAACCUCCGCAACCCGAGGAACAUAGCCACCCACAAGGCCCAGGACGGAGAGCUUGUCUCACUCCUGGUGGAGCUUCUCAAUGACACCGAACAGAAUCCGUGGGCUCGGAAUGACAGCAGCGACAGUGAAGUUGACUGAGGACAGACACAUAGCACAUAAUGGCCAGAAGGAGGUGAUGCCAUCUUAUUUAUUUUGUUGUUAAAGUAUUGUGAGUACCCUUUUUGGAUUGGUACUUUAAAUAUACUCUAGUAUAGAGGGCUCCACCACGAAAAAAAAUCAUGAACUUGUUGUAUGGAGCUUCAUAUUUAUUGCUUUAUUAAAAGCAGAUGUGUGUUGACAUUCAUUAAUGAAUAAAUUGUUUAUGUAUGAUAUUAUAUACUAUUUAAUAUAUAAUAUUUAAUACGAUGGUCAUAAAAUUGGGUUCACCUGCACCGUUUACUCAGCGCUAACGCAGGGGUAGGCAAAAGAGGUGAUAAUACAACUGCACGCUAUUGAAUGUCUCUUUUUAGAUCGGUUUUAAGUCAUACAAAUGGCCACAAGCAGGCAGAAGUGCACACAUGACAGGAAGGAGGAAGUGGAAGAUCAUGGAGGAGUGUAGCAAGGUUACUCAUUGUAGUGCAUACAUACACACACACACAGUUUAGUUUCAAAUAUAACAUUUGUAAAUGGUUCAUGGUGUUAUAUUUGUAAAUAAAUUAUUUUGAUGUAAAUCAACACGGUUUGUGUUGUUUGUUUAGAUA
Messenger RNA from Doryrhamphus excisus (bluestripe pipefish), 4071 nucleotides. The record is from RefSeq and is a predicted model, not a curated record. NCBI's taxonomy places the organism in Eukaryota, Metazoa, Chordata, Actinopteri, Syngnathiformes, Syngnathidae.